Molecule: messenger RNA, 390 nt
Organism: Marasmius oreades (fairy-ring Marasmius)
Lineage: Eukaryota; Fungi; Basidiomycota; Agaricomycetes; Agaricales; Marasmiaceae
Exons: 1
Coding region: 1-390 (129 amino acids)
Source: RefSeq, a predicted model, not a curated record
AUGGUCCCAGCUUCCCCCAAGAAAGUAUCAUCGCAUGAAGAGAUCGUCUUCCGGUUCCUGGAUCGGCCGUAUACUGCACUCCAGCAAGCUUGGGAAGAACUCCGUACUGCGAACUCCUCCAUACCCAAGUUCACGACUGAGCUCCUCAUCAAAGGGGGAAAGUCACAGGAGGCGGUCAGACAUAACCAUUCCAAACCCGAUGGUGUCUUUGCGUUUGGCGGCAAAAUCUGUUCGGCAGCAGAGUCAGAGGGAGCGGAGUCAGAGUCAGGUUGGAGUUGGAUGAAUAUCGUAUGCCCGAUGGGAUUUAAGAAGAACGAUGGCGAUUUCCUAAGUCUUCUGCGCAACUUCAAGGGGAGCUCAAAGAUGUUACGAACCGUGUCUUACUAUUAG